Molecule: messenger RNA, 1236 nt
Organism: Trichoderma asperellum CBS 433.97
Lineage: Eukaryota; Fungi; Ascomycota; Sordariomycetes; Hypocreales; Hypocreaceae
Gene: POM33
Product: Transmembrane nucleoporin
Biological process (GO): endoplasmic reticulum tubular network organization; membrane organization
Cellular component (GO): endoplasmic reticulum; membrane
Source: RefSeq, a predicted model, not a curated record
CUCCCGCGCCAUCUCGAAGCUUCAUCGUCAUCCUCGCCUUCUGCCUAACGUCACGACCCCUCAGCUGGCGCGUUUUUCGCUGCUCGACAGCAGUUGACGCUACACAAUGGCUCCUCCGCCGCCAAACUCGAAUAGCACGCUCCAGGAGCGCUUCUUGGCUCUGGCCCAGACUCUGCAAUUCGCCUGGUUUGUUGGGCACUUGACUCUGAUCCUCACCACCUCUCGAUAUGCGCUGUCAUGGCUGUUCAUGAACUACUAUAGCGGCAUGGCCCAGUUCUCCUACCGAACGUCGUUUGCCGCUGCCGCUCUUACGUACGGAAUCGUAGUUUACAAGACUCAGCGAGCCCGCGCAAAGACCGGAACCAGGGCGCCCAAUGGUAUUUUCGGGCUGCUUGCCGAUGAGAAUGUUCAAUACCUAGCUCUGGCCCUCGUCUGGCUCUUCUUCCCUCAGUAUCCCCUCGCUUUACUCCCCUAUGCGGUUUACUCUAUCUUCCAUGUUGCCACCUACACGCGCGCCAACCUGAUUCCCGUCUUCAUGCCCCCGCCGCCCGCCGCCGAUGGCGCUGCCCGACCUAAGGUCAGCAACCCCUUGGCUGACAGGAUCGGAAACUUCGUAAAGGAAUACUACGACUUCUCUAUGACCGUUGUCGCCUAUCUCGAGAUCAGCUUGUGGGUUCGGGUUUUCCUCUCAGCCAUCCUUUUCCAGCGUAGAUCGUGGAUCUUGCUUGGCCUGUACACAACAUUCCUUCGAGCUCGCUAUGCCCAGAGCAGCCAUGUCCAGACUUCUUUUGCUCACGUCGUCGCACGAGCCGACCACUUUGUUGGCGCCCAGGGAACCCCACCUCAGCUCAAGCAAGGCUGGGACAUUGUCAAGAAGAUUACUAUUCAGUUCCACGACAUGACUGAGCUGAACAAGUACAUUAGCGGCGGCCCUGCUAAGAAGACGUCAUAAAUGCCAAAACCUCGUUAAACAUGCGACCGGGAACAAAUUACGGCGGCUGAGCGAUGCGCCUUGGGUGCAUUUUGCUCAGCGUUUUUUCAGUGUGAUGGAAAGUCAAUUUGGCAAUCCGGUCGCUGUCCGACGCAUAGUGAACUGGCGACACUGGUAAUCUACCUCUGGCAACUGCUUGUACUACUACGUCAAAAGCAAAAGCUUGCCAGUGGCUGGCUUGAAUCUUAGCGGGAAGUUCCGAAUUUGCCCUUGACCGACUGGAGUCGAGAACAUCGAAUUUUUUU